AGACCACUGAGGGUUCUAUGACGCAGGUAAUGUGGUUGUAUAAGAAACACGAGUUGUGCCUGAAGUUUGCAUGAACCACCGUGUAUCCACUUCCAAACGCAUAUUCCAUACCUGCAAGUGUACUGUAUGUAAAGAAUUGAAUUUUGCCACAAACCAAAAAAUGAUGCUACUUAUUAUUUUGGUGUUGUCAGUCAGUACUGGAGAUUCAUACCCCUCACGGCAUUUUCAAUACUUUGAAGAUGGGACUCCUGAAGAAACGGCACUCCGAGUUCUCAGGGGAACUAAUACUCGUCAAAUAGCUCCCAAGAUCUCAGCACACUUCUUGAAGGGUAUAACCAAUCCAGUGUUAAGUGCAGGAUCUCACCAGAGCGCAUGGGGGUGGUCUCCAGACAGCUCUUACACAAAGAGGAGGCAGAAUGUGGCUUACUACAAUCUCAAUUCCUUUGGCCUUCGCUAUGGAAAGAGAGAGCAGAAAAUUCUUGCAAGCUUUGAACAGUCUAUAAAAUGAGAUGUCACUGACCUCUGAUCCAGUCUUUUUUUAUAUUUACAUAUUGUAUAGUGCGUUCUUUGAGGAUUGACAUAAAUAAAAAAUUCCCUUGCAUUUAUAGUAUUCUAUGUGAAAAAGUUAUAAUUUUAUAGCUAUAAGUGUUAGACAUAUUUAUGACUUAUCUAGACAGAACAUUAAUGGAAUAGUUCAUAAUCUUUAGAAAAGAAUUGUGACACAUUUCAUUGGA
Messenger RNA from Xyrauchen texanus (razorback sucker), 734 nucleotides. RefSeq names its product KiSS-1 metastasis suppressor (gene kiss1). The coding region runs from base 71 to 508 and encodes 145 amino acids. Gene Ontology annotation, cellular component: neuron projection. Gene Ontology annotation, biological process: G protein-coupled receptor signaling pathway; positive regulation of cytosolic calcium ion concentration. The record is from RefSeq and is a predicted model, not a curated record. Lineage: Eukaryota; Metazoa; Chordata; Actinopteri; Cypriniformes; Catostomidae. The transcript is spliced from 3 exons. Gene Ontology annotation, molecular function: kisspeptin receptor binding.